Molecule: messenger RNA, 1500 nt
Organism: Vicia villosa (hairy vetch)
Lineage: Eukaryota; Viridiplantae; Streptophyta; Magnoliopsida; Fabales; Fabaceae
Product: SCF E3 ubiquitin ligase complex F-box protein grrA-like
Exons: 1
Coding region: 1-1500 (499 amino acids)
Biological process (GO): SCF-dependent proteasomal ubiquitin-dependent protein catabolic process
Cellular component (GO): SCF ubiquitin ligase complex
Molecular function (GO): protein binding
Source: RefSeq, a predicted model, not a curated record
AUGUUGAAACUUAAGAGAUUUGUAUUCAAACUCAAGGGAUUGUUAUUCAAAACUCCGAAACCAAAAUUUUCAACAGAUUUAUAUUUAGACGAUGAUUGCUGGCAAUAUGUUUUCAAAUUCAUCUUCGACGACGACGAAGAUGACAACCGUCGCCACUUCAAAUCUCUUUCCCUCGUCUCCAAGCAGUUUCUCUCCAUUACCAACCGUCUCCGGUUCUCUCUCACCGUCUGGAAUCCAACACUCCCUUUACUCCCUCGUCUCUUUCCAAGGUUCACCAAUCUCAUCUCUCUCGACCUAUCAUGGUUCUUGGGAGACAUCAACGACCUUCUCGUCCAAAUCUCUCGUUUUCCAUUGAAACUAACCUCGCUCAAUAUCUCCAACCAACCCACCAUUCCCGCACACGGCUUGAGAGUUUUCUCUAGAAAUAUUACAACAAUAACCUCUCUCGUUUGUUCCCGCAUUUCUUCUCUCCAUAUUGACGACCUGUAUCUUAUCUCUGAAUGCUUUCCUUUCCUUCAAGAACUUGACAUCGAUAACGAUGAAAAACAUCAGAGUGAUUUUGGCAUUAGGAAUGUUAAGGUAAAUUCUACUACGCCAAUGGUGUUUCCUAACCUCCGCAAGAUUAAUAUCUCUCGUCAUAACAAUAUCGACGACCAAUGCCUUUUACAUUUAUCCAAGAAUUCUGAGUUACUUGAAGAGCUUGUGAUGUUGAGAUGCCCAUCUAUACAACAUUUAAAUCUUUUAAGGCAUGCUGAUGUUUGGAAUGACCAACAUGUUAUGGACUUGUCUUUAUUGUUGGGUCGUUUAGUGUCUAUAAACCUUAGUUUUCGGACGAUGCUCACAGAAUCAACUUUGUUUUCCCUCGUUCGUAAGUGUCCUUCGCUCACUCAGAUCAAAAUGUGCUACACAAAUAUCGGGAAAGAGGAUAUAGUGAAUUCCAAUUCUUUGAAGGAUUUUGUUGUACGCCCCCAAUUAAAGUCUCUCCAUUUGGCUAAUACACAUCUAAGAGAUGAAAGCAUCAAAAUGUUUGCUUCCAUUUUUCCCAAUUUAGAGCGGCUUGAUUUGAGCAAGUGCCAUAACAUAUCUGAUGAAGGUAUUUAUCAAGUUUUAAGGAGAUGUAGUAAGAUUCGAUAUUUGAACUUAGCUAGCUGUGAACAAGUGAAGUUGCAUGAAUUGAACUUUGAAAUUCCUAAAUUGAAGGUGUUGAACUUGUCAUUUACAAGUAUUGACGAUGAAACACUUUAUGCAAUCUCGAAGAGUUGUUCUGGACUUUUGCAACUGUUACUAAAAAGUUGUUAUGAGGUGACAAAUAAUGGAAUUAUGCAUGUCGUAAACAACUGCACGCAACUUAGAGAGAUUGAUUUGGUAAAUUGUCGUAAACUGCUUCCCAACAUUGUUGACGAGGUGAUAUUUUCGAGACCAUCAUUAAGAAAGUUAUAUAUUUCACUUUACCACAACAAGAGGAAACUCUACUCGCGUGAUGGGUGCCUUGUAUUUUGA